Messenger RNA from Cokeromyces recurvatus, 558 nucleotides. Its product is annotated as nucleolar protein 12-domain-containing protein. The transcript has 2 exons. Bases 22 to 474 code for a protein of 150 amino acids. Gene Ontology annotation, molecular function: RNA binding. The record is from RefSeq and is a predicted model, not a curated record. Lineage: Eukaryota; Fungi; Mucoromycota; Mucoromycetes; Mucorales; Mucoraceae. Gene Ontology annotation, cellular component: nucleolus.
AAUAUACAAAUAUAUAAAACGAUGAAAGUGAAGAAUCAAAAAAAGAAAUUAAAGAAUACAGAUAUUUUAUCUGCUGGUAGUAAAAUUUAUGCUAAAAAGAGAAAGGCAAAAGAAGAUAUCGUUGAAAGUGUCGACUUUGACGAAGCAAGUAGAACCGAAUUCUUAACAGGAUUUCAUAAACGCAAACUGGAAAGAAAGAAAAAGACAAAAGAAAAAUAUGCUAAAUUAGCGAGAGAAGAAAAACUUCGAAAUCGACGAGAGAUGAGAGAACAACGUCAACGUUUAGCUGAUAAAAAUAUACAAGAAAUGGCAGCCAUGUUAAGAACAAACAUUGAAGAAUCAGACACAUUUGACUCUGAAGAAGGUGAAGAAGAAGAGCAACCAAAGAAAGAACCCAAAGUAAAAGAAUUUAAAGGCAAGUCUACAUUAACAACAGUGACUGUGAUAGAGGACUUGAAUUUAGACGAUCAAUAACUUGAUGAUUUAAACUGUAUUAUAAUUUAACUUGAUACGUAUAUCCUUAUCCAAAUAAAGUUUUAUUCUGAUAAUCAAUAUCAA